This is a messenger RNA of Scheffersomyces coipomensis, 759 nucleotides long. It is a transcript of the gene CCS1, whose product is annotated as copper chaperone. Gene Ontology annotation, molecular function: superoxide dismutase copper chaperone activity; copper ion binding. The record is from RefSeq and is a predicted model, not a curated record. Gene Ontology annotation, biological process: superoxide metabolic process. The transcript has a single exon. Bases 1 to 759 code for a protein of 252 amino acids. Gene Ontology annotation, cellular component: cytoplasm. Lineage: Eukaryota; Fungi; Ascomycota; Pichiomycetes; Serinales; Debaryomycetaceae.
AUGACUAAAUCAUUUGAGAUUGUGUUUGCUGUUCCAAUGGAAUGUGAAGCUUGUGUGGAAUCUGUUGGUAAAGCUUUAACCAAUUUAUCAGGGAUUAAUAAAUAUGAUAUUUCUCUUAAAGAUAAUACUGUUAUAACUGAUGGGAUAAUACCACCUAGUGAAAUUGUUAGAGCCAUUCAAGCUACUGGUAGAGAUGCUAUUAUAAGAGGUACCGGUAGUGCCAAUUCUGCUGCUGUUUGUAUUUUAGAAUCAUUUGAUGCUAAAGAUAUUAAACAACCAGUUAAAGGGUUAGCUCGUAUAGUUAGUGUAUCACCUCAAGAUUUAUUUAUUGAUUUGACUGUCAAUGGCUUACCCAAAGGUGAAUAUUAUCCUUCGAUUCGUAGUUCAGGUAAUUUAUCAGAGGGAGCUUUAUCAACUGGAUCAUUAUAUUAUCAAUUACAACCAGUUGAAAUUGAUCAACCAUCAAAUAUUUAUACUACCAUCAAUGCAAUUGGCGCAUCUAUCACUAUUGAUGAAGAGAAGGAAUCUAAAUUAUUUUCAGGUCAAUCAUUCCUUCAUGCUAAUUUAAGUAUUGAUGAUUUAAUUGGUAGAUCCAUUAUUUUAUCAAGAUUAAAGGAUAAAGUUACGUCUGAUUCUUUAUGUGGAGUUAUUGCUAGAUCAGCUGGUAUUUGGGAAAAUGAUAAACAAGUAUGUAGUUGUAGUGGUAAGACAGUUUGGCAAGAAAGAUCUGAUGCUCUUGCCAAGGGUAUUUCUGUUUAA